AUGCGCAACUCUGUAGGUUUCAAAGACAAGCUAUACGAAUUGAACGUGUUUGACACAGUCUCCGUUGAAGAAUUUGGAGAAGUACUACAAGAGUACAAGGACGUCGACAUAUGUCUUCUGGUGUGUUUAGCAAGCGAUCUGAGUAGUUUCAAAAACUUGACGUAUUGGAUAUCCAAGUUCAAGAAAGAAGCGAACAUUAUUAAUGCCGAUACGUUCCCUUUCGUCGUUGUUGGCAACAAGCAGGACGUCCCCGAUUAUGCCAGACUAAUUUCAAGAAAAGAAGCGGAUGAUUGGUGCUGGAACAAUAAUCUUUGUCACCCAGAUAUAUCAACCAAAGAGGAGCCCACCAUCAACCGAAUAUUCGGAGUAGGGAUAGCAUUGUACGAGCGUCGACAAGAGGAAUUGGGAUAG
Dinoponera quadriceps is the source of this 411-nucleotide messenger RNA. RefSeq names its product ras-related protein RABG2-like. Gene Ontology annotation, biological process: phagosome-lysosome fusion. The coding region runs from base 1 to 411 and encodes 136 amino acids. Lineage: Eukaryota; Metazoa; Arthropoda; Insecta; Hymenoptera; Formicidae. The record is from RefSeq and is a predicted model, not a curated record. Gene Ontology annotation, molecular function: GTPase activity; GTP binding. Gene Ontology annotation, cellular component: lysosome; late endosome; phagocytic vesicle. The transcript has a single exon.